AAGUGAGAGAGACAGGAGCAAAGUGCUGAACCAGCUCCAGCUGCAAACUAGUGUCUGACUGCACUCCGGGGGGAUACAGGGCGGCCAGGCGGAGGGGCAGCAGAGUGCAGGCGGAGGGGCAGCAGAGUGCAGGCGGAGGGGCAGCAGAGUGCAGGCGGAGGGGCAGCAGAGUGCAGGCAGGGGAAGCAAAGUGCAGGCAGAGGGGCAAGGGUGCAGGCAGGGGGGCAACAGAGUGCAGGCAGGGGGGCAAGGGUGCAGGCAGGGGCAGCAAAGUGCAGGCGGAGGGGCAACAGAGUGCAGGCAGGGGAAGCAAAGUGCAGGCUGAGGGGCAACAGAGUGCAGGCAGGGGUAACAGAGCAGAAAGUGCUACAGAGCACAGGUAUAGACUGGACAGAAGCUGCAACCAUAGAACGGGCAAUACACUGCAAGGGGGACUAGACUGCAGACAGGGGGUAAACUGCAGAAUCAGGGAGCUCCAGGGGUAGGGGAAAGACUUCCGAGAAGAGCAGAGGGGUCUAGGCAGAACCCAGUACCAGGCAGGAGGAGGACCAGGUAACUUACCCAAGUGUCAGGCAGAUCCCCGGUGCCAGGGCAACCUCAGACCCAGCUGUGUGCCUGUCUCUCAGGAUGCAUCACCCCGGGCACCUGCUACUGCUGCUGGUUUCUGUGUGCGCCCCAUCCGCCGCAGAGGUCCUUUUCCGCUGCCCACAGUGCACCCCGGAGCGCCUGGCCGCCUGCCCCGCAGCCUCCGCCCGCACCCCGUGUGCAGAGCUGGUGCGGGCCCCGGGCUGCGGCUGCUGCUCGGUGUGUGCCCGGCUGGAGGGGGAGUCGUGCGGGGUGUACACCGCCCGCUGCGCCGCCGGACUGCGCUGCUACCCCAGCCCCGGGGCAGAGCUCCCCCUGCAGGCGCUGGUGCAGGGGCAGGGCACGUGCGCCAAGAGGAGGGACGCCGACUACGGGGGCAGCCAGGAGCGACUGACAGAUAUGCUGGAGGAGCGCUCAGACAACAUGCUCGUGGACAAUAACUUGUUGGACAAUGCUGGACCGAUGGUGACAGAUAUUUUACCAAGAAGACCAUUGAGACCUCCAGUAAAGGAAGAUGCUGUGAACCGUGGAAGAGCCAAUGAACAUCACCGAUCAAAAACCAACAAACCUCAUGACGAGAAGAAGAACCCAAGACAGAGGAGUCUCUGUCAGCAGCAGUUGGAUCAGGUCUUGGAGAGGAUUUCAUCCAUGAACCUCCCUGAUGAGAGAGGGCCGCUGGAGCAUCUGUACGCCCUUCAUAUCCCCAACUGCGACAAGAGUGGCCUGUUCAACCUUAAACAGUGUAAGAUGUCCCUGAAUGGUCAGCGAGGAGAAUGCUGGUGUGUCAACCCCAAUACUGGGAAGAUGAUUGCUGGAGCCCCCACGAUUCGAGGUGACCCAGAGUGCCACCUAUAUUAUCCAAACACCGAGGAGGAACGCAAGCAGCGCGGCCAGUAGUUUACUGUCCAGGCGAUCCCCUCACGCUGCCGUCUACUCUCACAAUGUCUGUAUUUCUACACGUAGGGUCACUGACAGUUUUGAAAGUGGGCUGGUUGAUGGUGGGCUGCCAGUUGUGCCAGCAGGUGCCAUAGACAAGGUGCCAAAGUCUUUCUCAGAACCAUCCCAGUUCCAAAACUCAUGAACCUCAAUGAUCAGAGAGCUACAGCAAAGGUUCACACCUCUCUCUACGUGCACUCGGAGACCGACACAUUAGGUUUCCUGAGACGUUGAAUUUACAUUUCCAAGGAACGUUUAAUAAAAAUCAACUUCUCUGGGAUCACGGGUGCCCCGAGUUAACCUGUCAAUCAUAUGAAACAAUGUAUCCUUCCUUGCUUGUUGUAUUCUAUAUUGUUGCAAAUGUUAGACCUUGGUUUCUAACCGAUUUUGUGAGACUGAUUACCGAUUGUACAUGCUGCUUACUUCAUUAAUUUCCAGUCAAUGACAGUCGAUGUAUCUGGCAUGUUCUUGCCCAGGGGGGUUCUUUUUUUCUGACA
This is a messenger RNA of Bufo gargarizans (Asiatic toad), 2018 nucleotides long. It is a transcript of the gene IGFBP2, whose product is annotated as insulin like growth factor binding protein 2. The record is from RefSeq and is a predicted model, not a curated record. The transcript has 4 exons. Lineage: Eukaryota; Metazoa; Chordata; Amphibia; Anura; Bufonidae. Gene Ontology annotation, molecular function: insulin-like growth factor II binding; insulin-like growth factor I binding. Gene Ontology annotation, cellular component: extracellular region. Gene Ontology annotation, biological process: regulation of insulin-like growth factor receptor signaling pathway. The coding region runs from base 628 to 1482 and encodes 284 amino acids.